Messenger RNA from Emiliania huxleyi CCMP1516, 1114 nucleotides. RefSeq lists its product as hypothetical. Lineage: Eukaryota; Haptophyta; Isochrysidales; Noelaerhabdaceae. Gene Ontology annotation, molecular function: pyridoxal kinase activity. The transcript is spliced from 8 exons. The record is from RefSeq and is a predicted model, not a curated record. Gene Ontology annotation, cellular component: cytosol. Gene Ontology annotation, biological process: pyridoxal 5'-phosphate salvage. The coding region runs from base 1 to 930 and encodes 309 amino acids.
AUGCGCUUCGGCCCUGCUCGGGCGUUCGCUCUCGGCGCUCGCGGAUUUGCGAGCCGCCCGCCCGCCGUGCUCUCCAUUCAGUCCCACGUCUGCUAUGGCGCCGCUGGCAAUUCGGCGGCAGUCUUCCCGAUGAGGCGGCUAGGGGUUGAGGUUUGGCCUGUCAACACCGUCCAAUUCUCGAAUCAUACGCAGUACGCCGAGGGAUGGGAGGGGCUUCCGACACCGACUGAGCAGAUUGGUCUUCUUGCCAAGGGCAUCGAGCGGAUCGGUGCACUCGGCCGGUGCAGCGCAAUCCUCUCGGGGUAUCUCGGCACCGAGGAGCAGGGCGGCGCUGUGCUGGACGUUGUGCGUCGUGUCAAGGCGGCGAACCCCGCGGCGAUCUACUGCUGCGACCCGGUGAUGGGCCACCCCGCCAAGGGCUGUGUCGUGCCAGAGGGCGUGCAGAGGCACCAUGCCGAGGCCAGCGCCGCGAGCGCCGACGUGCUGUGUCCAAACGUGCUCGAGCUCGGCGUGAUGACGGGAUCCGAGCCAGACACGCCGCAGGCGGUCGUCCGCGCCGCUCGGGCUCUACUUGGCGCAGGCUCCGCCCGCCUCGUGCUGGUGAAGCACCUCGCCCACGCUGGCCUGUCUCCCGACGACUCGUUCGAGAUGCUGCUGGUGGGCCACGAGGAGGCGUGGCACAUCGCGACGCCGCUGCUGCCCUUCGGCCGACCGCCCGUCGGCGUGGGAGACCUGACCAGCGCGCUCUUCCUGGUCGGCUUGCUGCAGGGCCGCUCGCCCAAGGCCGCGCUCGAGCACACUGCCGGCGCGUAUUUCGAGGUGAUGCGCGCCACGUCCGAGGCGGAGGAGUACGAGUUGCAGCUGGUCGCCGCGCAAGACGGGCUAGUGGACCCGCCGCGCUCCUUCGAGGCGAUCGCCCUCGACGCUUGAAGAGGCAUCCGUGGAACGGAGACUCUUACACUCUGUCUCAGGCCCGCAGGUACCCGCGCCACAGCCACACACGCGCCGGCGGUGCGUCUCUCUGCACUCUGGGCACUGGGGCGCAAGCCCAAGCGCUCGACCCGAGCGCGCGCGAGGCGACAGUCUUUUUUGGUGAAAAUUAUUUGUUCCCGCC